Saimiri boliviensis boliviensis (Bolivian squirrel monkey) is the source of this 2797-nucleotide messenger RNA. It is a transcript of the gene SLC39A12, whose product is annotated as solute carrier family 39 member 12. Gene Ontology annotation, cellular component: plasma membrane. NCBI's taxonomy places the organism in Eukaryota, Metazoa, Chordata, Mammalia, Primates, Cebidae. The record is from RefSeq and is a predicted model, not a curated record. Gene Ontology annotation, molecular function: zinc ion transmembrane transporter activity; monoatomic cation:bicarbonate symporter activity. Gene Ontology annotation, biological process: intracellular monoatomic cation homeostasis; zinc ion import across plasma membrane.
UUGUUACCUUCAGAGCAGCUCUCUCCAUAGCAACUGAAAACUUCUCUGGGCUGAAAUAAUCCUCUCUAGCUCCCAGUGCACAGUCAAAGAAUUUUAAAAACAAGGAACUUUGUAACUGUGAAAUACUCUCCAAGAUUUAAAGGGCUGUGGAGCUCCAGAUCAAGAAUCGUUUAUCUUUCUUCUGAAGAAAUUCCUUUGGUUACAAGUUUACCCUGUCAGCAGCAACACACUCAUCUCCAUCCAAGGCAGACUCAAGGUGGAGGAAGGUGGAAAUGUGCUUCUGGACAAAGCUUUCAGUAUCCUGGGUGCCACUGUUUCUUCUACUGGGCCUUGUUUUUUCCACUGAGACAGACAAACCCUCCACCCAAGGCAGCAGAGGUCGUGGGAGCUCAGGCCAAUUCGCAGACCUACUGCAGGUUCUCUCUGCUGGUGACCACAUACCCCGCAGCCACUCAAGAAGCCUCAUCAAAACAUUGUUGGAGAAAACUGGGUGUCCACGGAGGAGAAACGGAACGCGAGGAGAUUGCAAUCUGUGCUUUGAACCGGAUGCACUGUUACUAAUAGCUGGAGGAAAUUCUGAAGAUCAGCUUAGAGAAGAAGUGGUCCAGAGAGUUUCUCUUCUCCUUCUCUAUUACAUUAUUCACCAGGAAGAGAUCUGUUCUUCAAAGCUCAACAUGAGUAAUAAAGACUAUAAAUUUUACCUACAUAGUCUACUGAGCCUCAGGCAGGAUGAAGACUCCUCUUUCCUUUCACAGAAUGAAACAGAAGAUAUCUUGGCUUUCACCAGGAAGUACUUUGACACUUCUCAAAGCCAGUGUAUGGAAACUAAAACACUGCAGAAAAAAUCUGGAAUCGUGAGCAGCGAAGGUGCUAAUGAAAAUACGCUGCCUCAGUUGGCAGCCAGCAUCAUUACUUUGUCCCUCCAGGGCGUCUGUCUGGGACAGGGGAACUUGCCUUCCCCAGACUACUUCACAGAGUACAUAUUCAGUUCGUUGAAUCAUACGAAUACCCUCCACCUAUCAGAACUAGACCAACUCCUCAACACUCUCUGGACCAGAAGUACCUGUAUCAAAAAGGAUAAAAUCCAGCAACUUCAAAGGAAACAAAACAAUGCAAUAACCCAUGAUCAGGACUAUUCUAAUUUCUCUUCAUCUUUGGACAAAGAGUCUGAGGGUGGUCCAGUUUCCUGGGAUCAGACUUGCUUCUCUGCUAGGCAGCUGGUGGAGAUAUUUCUACAGAAAGGCCUCUCCUCCAUUUCUAAGGAGGACUUUAAGCAAAUGAGUCCAGGGAUCAUCCAGCAACUCCUCAGCUGCUCCUGCCACUUGCCCAAGGACCAACAAGCAAAGCUGCCACCCACCACUCUAGAAAAAUACGGCUACAGCACUGUGGCUGUCACCCUUCUUACACUGGGCUCCAUGCUGGGGACAGCCCUGGUCCUUUUCCAUGGCUGUGAGGAGAACUAUAGGCUUAUCCUACAGUUGUUCGUGGGCUUGGCCGUCGGUACACUGUCUGGAGAUGCUCUGCUACACCUGAUCCCUCAGGUUCUUGGUUUACAUAAGCAGGAAGCCUCAGAAUUUGGGCAUUUCGAUGAAGGCAAAGGUCAUAUUUGGAAACUGUUGGGAUUAAUUGGCGGCAUCCAUGGAUUUUUCUUGAUAGAAAAAUGUUUUAUUCUUCUUGUAUCACCGAAUGACAAGGGCCUGUCAUUGGUUAAUGGGCACGUGGGACAUUCCCACCAUCUUGCACUCAACUCUGAAUUAAGUGACCAGGCAGGCAGAGGCAAAUCUGCUUCAACUAUCCAGUUGCAAAGCCCGGAAGAUUCACAGGCAGCUGAAAUGCCUAUAGCCAGUAUGACAACCUCCAACAGAAAAUGUAAAGCCAUUAGCUUGUUAGCAAUCAUGAUUCUGGUUGGGGACAGCCUGCAUAAUUUUGCAGAUGGCUUAGCUAUAGGAGCAGCGUUCUCAUCGUCGUCUGAGUCGGGAGUGACCACCACGAUUGCUAUCCUGUGUCAUGAAAUCCCACAUGAAAUGGGAGACUUUGCUGUGCUUUUAAGCUCUGGACUUUCUAUUAAGACCGCCAUCCUGAUGAAUUUUAUAAGCGCUCUGACUGCCUUCAUAGGGUUAUACAUUGGCCUUUCUGUGUCAGCUGAUCCAUGUGUUCAAGACUGGAUCUUCACGGUCACUGCUGGGAUGUUCCUAUAUUUAUCCUUGGUUGAAAUGCUUCCUGAAAUGACUCAUGUUCAAACACAACGACCCUGGAUGAUGUUUCUCCUGCAAAACUUUGGAUUGAUCCUAGGUUGGCUUUCUCUCCUACUCUUGGCUAUAUAUGAGCAAAGUAUUAAAAUUUAAGUUAGGAUCUUCUCCAUCUUUCAAAAAUGCAUUUAUGUAGUCUCACUUUGUUUCUUUCAUUACACUCUACAAUUAUUUGUCAAUUAAGUGUUUUUUAUCUUAGGCAAAGUGUGUAUCUUUUAAUUCAUUAACUUAUUGAUUUUAUAAUGCAGUUUUAUUUUUGGAAACAGAAAUGUCAGACUGUCCUUGAUUGAAAUCUUGUUUUUGGUUUCCAACACCAUGAUGAAACUCUUGCUUUUUAGGAAGUAGUUAGUAAAUUCUGUAUGAAUUGUAAUAAACUUUAAAAAAUAGAUAGUUUCCCUGAGAAAGAAUGUUUGUAGCAUUUAAAGUAGGCAGAUGCCUGUUGGGUUAAAAUCAACUGCAACUUCUUUGAUGUUAAUUUCUUUCCCUGUGCAUUUAUAAACUAUAAGCAAGUUAAGUGACAAGCCAAUGUAAUAAAGACUAGUUUUAAU